Messenger RNA from Fonsecaea multimorphosa CBS 102226, 186 nucleotides. RefSeq lists its product as uncharacterized. The transcript has a single exon. Lineage: Eukaryota; Fungi; Ascomycota; Eurotiomycetes; Chaetothyriales; Herpotrichiellaceae. The record is from RefSeq and is a predicted model, not a curated record. Bases 1 to 186 code for a protein of 61 amino acids.
AUGACGACCGUCGACAGCACAAAAUUCCUAGCCAAUGGCGGAUACCUCCAAAAGGGUCGAGAGAAGAAUCUCCGCCCGGUCGACUUGGGCCGGAAGACGCUGAGUUUGGCACCUUCUAGGUAUGCAAUCAUUGGGGCAGUGUCACAGCACCUCAUGAACUUGUGGGGAUCCUUUCAUCUGGUGUGA